Selaginella moellendorffii is the source of this 1409-nucleotide messenger RNA. RefSeq names its product probable protein phosphatase CG10417. The transcript has a single exon. The record is from RefSeq and is a predicted model, not a curated record. NCBI's taxonomy places the organism in Eukaryota, Viridiplantae, Streptophyta, Lycopodiopsida, Selaginellales, Selaginellaceae. Bases 1 to 1083 code for a protein of 360 amino acids. Gene Ontology annotation, biological process: protein dephosphorylation. Gene Ontology annotation, molecular function: cation binding; protein serine/threonine phosphatase activity.
AUGGUGUACGAUAGCUUUGGUGGACAGUCGCGAGGUUUCCACACGGAGCAGGAGCGGCUUGUGCGAAUCUAUGCCGUGAUUGAUCAGGGGCGCCGGCGCGAGAUGGAGGAUGGCUGCGCCAUCGCGACUGGCCUGCCAUCGGGCGUUUCGCUGGUUGGGGUUUUCGAUGGCCACGGCGGGGACGAUGCCGCGAGAUAUUGCUCCAGCAAUCUCUUCAAGCUCCUGGUGCGCGACGAGAGGUUCGAAAAGGGUGAGUUUCGCGAGAGCUUGCACAGCGUGUUCUUGAGCACUGACGAGGGAUUCGCCGGGCAUGGAUCGACGUCGUCUGGAACGACGGCGGUGGUGGCUCUUGUGAAAGAGGGCAGAUUUUUCGUGGCUCACGCUGGUGAUUCCUACUGCAGCCUCGUCAAGAACAAGCAGAUGAUCCACCUGACCAAGGAUCACGUCCCAAGCAACUUGGACGAAGCCGAUCGAGCUCGCAAAUCCAAGUGCGUCGUCCAUGACGGGGUGGUGAGCAAGGAUGGAUCUUUGAGCACUCUGGCGGUGACACGCGCGAUCGGCGACUUUGAGUUCAAGGACAAUCCAAAGAAGAGCCGGGAAGAACAGGCAGUGGUCGCUGAUCCGGAGAUCUUGGAGCAGGAGAUUUGCGAUGGCUGCGAGUUUUUGAUUCUUGCGUCGGAUGGCCUGGAGAGGAAGUAUGUGGAGUCGUGCCGGGAAGAGAUCAGCAAGGCGCUCAAGGAGAAAAACUUUGAGGCACUGAAGGAGAUCGUUGCAAGAGCACAGUCCAAUGAUAACAAGACGAUGGUGAUCGUGGAGUUUCUCAAGCAGGACGACAGGAAAAAGAGAGAUGCUACGAGCAGGGACAGUGAUCAUGAUCUUGGCAGUGAUCUUAGAAGCAAGAAUGGCGAUGGCUAUGAUCGAAGAAGGGAGAAUCACCGUGGUGACGAUCGUAGAAGGAAGGAUAACCGGGAUUAUGACAGGAAAAGAGGAAGAGAUCACCGCUGGCACCCCGAUUAUGAUCAAAGAAGACGUGGCUACGAUCGUCGGAGGUCGAGAACCCCGGAGCGUCGAUCGAAGAGAUGAAGUUCCAUUAGUUCCAGAGCUACAAAACUUUUCUAGCGAGUUCUUCGACGAUCAAAUCGAUCGCUAUCAAGCGGCUGAUACCUCCAAAGCGAAUGCUCCUUUUUCUUUUCCUGGAUCCAGCUGACGUUGCGUGGAUGGAUCCACUCAACAGGCAUUCGUUUGGAGUCAACUCGAAAGGAAUUCUUUGAGCUAAGCUUAAGCGCUGGCUCGCAUCACAAGUAUAUGAAAGUGGACAAAGCAGUGGCUCGAGUUUUGUUCUCGAGUUGUUCCAUUGUCAAUUUUUUCUCGAAAGGCUACCGAGAAAAAAAGAAGGCUAAGAUCAUCCA